Enterobius vermicularis (human pinworm) is the source of this 1278-nucleotide messenger RNA. NCBI's taxonomy places the organism in Eukaryota, Metazoa, Nematoda, Chromadorea, Rhabditida, Oxyuridae. The record is from the annotation of a GenBank genome assembly.
AUGCUGAAGAAAACGAAAGUUUUCAGUAAUGGAGGUGGUCGAAGUGGUGCAUUUAUUGCCUUAGAUGCAAAUCUUGAACUGCUUAAAAAAACGGGUCAAAUUGAUGUUUUUGAGUAUGGUAAAACAUUGAUCAAUUCACGGCCACAUUUAAUCGACUCAGUGGAACAGUAUCAAUUUAUUUAUGAUGCCUUAGCUGAGGCUGUACUCUGUAAUUUGGAGCCUAUUGCAAUGUGGCAGUUAAAAGAACGAAGUAGUAUGUAUAAAUCAAAAAAAGAUCGCUUAGUUAUGGAAGCUCAAGAUGCACGAGAAAAUAAGCUUUUAUUGAUGUUAACGCCAACGCUAAGGAUAGGUGAUUGUGCUGGCGGACAUCGGUUAGAAAAUCGAGGAAAAAACAGAGAUGUUAUGGUUGUACCGCCUGAUCAUGCUCGUCCUUAUCUGCAAACAUUACAUGGCGAAAGUAAGGAUUAUACAUAUAUCAAUGCCGUUGAAGUUGAUGGAUUUUUGCGAAAAAGUGAAUUUAUUGUUACUGAAUGGCCAAAAGUAACAACGCUGCAUAGUUUUUGGACGUUGGUAUACGAUCAUGCCUGUCAUACAGUGAUAAAUCUAAGCAAUCAGGGAAAUCCAAGACAUUAUCCAACGCUAUUGCAUAACAAAGGAAUUCAGUCAUAUGGGCCAUUUAACAUCGAAAUUCUCUGUUAUCAAGAGUAUCCCUCGAUGACAUCGCAUAUGAUCAAAAUGUCAAAAAAGACGUAUAUGAUCUCUGAAAUAGUGGCAAAUGGUGCAAAUCAGCAGCAAUUAGAAGCUGAAAUUCGGAUAUGUUGUGUUAUACAGGUAAAAAUGUGGCCAAUUGAAAAUAAAGUGCCUUUGUCAACUUCCGGUUUGAUAGAUAUAAUUAAAAUGGCUAGAUCGUGGAAAAAACGUGCUCCAGAUAGACCAGAAACCAAACCAACUAUUGUGAUGUCACACAACGGUGUCAGUCGUUGUGGUAUUUUCGUUGCAGCUAACGUCUGUAUUGAUCAAAUGGAUAUUGAUCAUGAAGUAGAUGUCUUUCAUGCUGUGAAAAUGAUUAGGAUAAACAGGCCACAACUUAUUGAUAUGAAGGAUGAGUACAAAUAUUUGUAUGAUUUAAUGCUGCACUGGUAUAUGACCAAUUCAAAGUAUCGAGUAUUCGAUGAGCGAAAAGACGAGCAACCAAAUGAAUCACGGUCGGGCAACACAUCAAAAAAAAGUAGUUUUCGCGUCAACAGAGCGAUUCCAGAAGCCAAUCAUAUUUUGUAG